Hydra vulgaris (swiftwater hydra) is the source of this 895-nucleotide messenger RNA. NCBI's taxonomy places the organism in Eukaryota, Metazoa, Cnidaria, Hydrozoa, Anthoathecata, Hydridae. The record is from RefSeq and is a predicted model, not a curated record.
UUAUUUUUUAUUUUAUUUUUUUAACAAACUACUACUAAUAAUAAAUUUUUGAUAUGGAUACUAAAAGUAUUGAAGUACUUGUUGCUGGUUUACUUGAGAAACAUAAAAAUUCCAACUUAGAUGAAACAAAAAAACUUUUAAAAAAACAAGAAAAGAGUUUUGCAUCCUUAACAGCUGCAAACUUUAAAAUGUUCACAGAAAGGCUGAAUGAAUAUGAAAAAGAUAAUAUAAAUAAUCUUCAAAAGAUUAGCAAAAUUGAAAAUGAUUUAGAGAUAACAACUAAAAAAGUAAUCUCUCUUGAGGCUGACUUUACGGAAUUAAAGAAAUACAUAACGACCAGUGAUCAAAUUGCUACUGAGAAAUUCGAGGUAGUAAAAAAGAAAUCUAAAGAAAUAAAUAGUAAAUUAAGGGAUAAAAGUGAGUUAUUAAAGGUAAAAAGCAAACUAAGAGAAACUGAAGAUAGAUCGAGAAGGAAUAACCUGAGAAUCGACGGUUUAAAAGAAAAUGAUAAUGAAAGUUGGAGCAAUAGUGAAGAAAAAGUGUUGAAGCUAUUUGAAGAAUCACUUGGACUGAAAGAAAUUAAAAUUGAAAGGGCUCACAGAACUGGAAUCAGAGACGGCAAAAAAGUAAGAUCUAUAGUACUAAAAUUACUAAAUUAUAAAGAUAAAGAAAGAAUCCUAAAAAAUUCUUCAAAAUUAAAAGGCAAAAACAUAUAUAUAAAUGAGGAUUAUUGUGCGGAGACGGUACAAAUAAGAAAAGAAUUACGGAUGGAAAUGAAAAAAGCUCGAGAAGGUGGGAAAUUCGCGUUUAUAUCAUACGACAAGUUGAUUGUACGAGAAUGGUCUCCAAAAGAAAAGUAAAUAUUUUAUGUUUCUUCUAGCUUAACGGUACCUUU